Molecule: messenger RNA, 592 nt
Organism: Camelina sativa (false flax)
Lineage: Eukaryota; Viridiplantae; Streptophyta; Magnoliopsida; Brassicales; Brassicaceae
Product: putative lipid-transfer protein DIR1
Biological process (GO): systemic acquired resistance
Molecular function (GO): fatty acid binding
Source: RefSeq, a predicted model, not a curated record
GCUCACUACAUUUGAGAGUUUCACAAAUCAAAAUAGAGUUUACAGGGAGUGAAGAUAAGAAAAAAGAGAGAAUGGGUAAGAACAACACCAUAAUCCUCUUGCAAUUUGCUGUUCUCGCGAUAGUUUUAACAAUGGUGAAAGAAGCCACAAGCAUUCCCAUUUGCAACAUCGACACAAACGACUUGGAGAAAUGCCGUGCAGCCGUCACUGGAAACAACCCUCCAGCUCCUGGACCGGACUGCUGCGCAGUGGCCAGAUCCGCUAAUCUACAAUGCCUUUGCCCGUACAAGCCUUAUCUCUCCAGUUUCGGGAUUAACCCAUCUAAGGUCAGGCCUCUUCUAGCCAAGUGUGGUAUAAACAGUCCUCCCUCCUGUUUCUCAGCUUGAGGAACUGAGCUCAGACUCUCUCUUGCCCUGAAGUCUCUAAGCGACUAUGUCUUACCCUGAAGUCUCUAAGCUACAAUAUGUCACGUGCUGUUCUGAUUCGAAUUAGUUCUCAAAUCACCUUCUCUAUUACAUAGAUAAACCAUGUUCUAUAUUACUACAUACCGUAUUAUGAAAAGAAUAAAGUACUUUCUACUUUCUUGAUUAUC